AUGGAUACCAGCCAUGUCUCCAUUUACGUCACUGGCUUUGGGCCUUUCAUGGGAGUGGAAGACAAUCCUUCCUCGGUGCUCUGUGAGACGUUGCAAAAAUAUGUGCAGGAAGGCAUCCCCCCAGAGAAUGUCCCGGGCGACGUCUUGCGAGACUUCGAAGCUUCCGAUAUUUCCCUGCUAGGUCUACGGGCUCUUGAUGUGGCCGCUCAGACCUGUCAGACGGAAGUGCCUGAAAUUCACAGGUCUCUUCGCGAAAAGAAGGAGGCCUUUCCCAAGACAGAAACUGCUGUGGUGCACUUGGGUGUUGCUGGUAAUCGCAAACAUAUCAGCCUUGAAUGCCGUGGCGUGAACGAGGCGAAUUUUCGUGUUCCUGACGUUUUGGGCUGGCAGUGCUGUGGAGAGCCAGUUAUCGACGACUCCCCUCCUGUGCUCUAUUGCUCCUUGCGACUUCCAGAAAUACUUGCAGAGAUGCAUGACAAGGGCGUGAACUGCGAGAUUUCGACGGAUGCAGGCCGGUAUGUCUGCAACUACAUAUUUUUUCAGUCUUUGCAUCUGGCACCACACGGAACUCCUGUCCUCUUUGUUCACGUGCCGCCCUUCGAAGACAUGGUCCAGGAGGUUCAGGUCACAGCCUUGCUGUGCCUCUUCGUCGCCAUUGCCCGCCAGCUUCGGGGAGCCGCUCCCUCUGUCCCGGCACCCUCCGCCCGGCCACUGGGGUGA
This is a messenger RNA of Symbiodinium sp. CCMP2592, 720 nucleotides long. The record is from the annotation of a GenBank genome assembly. Lineage: Eukaryota; Dinophyceae; Suessiales; Symbiodiniaceae.